This is a messenger RNA of Amphiprion ocellaris (clown anemonefish), 5570 nucleotides long. It is a transcript of the gene sorcs3b, whose product is annotated as sortilin related VPS10 domain containing receptor 3b. Bases 227 to 3967 code for a protein of 1246 amino acids. NCBI's taxonomy places the organism in Eukaryota, Metazoa, Chordata, Actinopteri, Pomacentridae. Gene Ontology annotation, cellular component: membrane. The transcript is spliced from 27 exons. Gene Ontology annotation, molecular function: protein binding. The record is from RefSeq and is a predicted model, not a curated record.
GAACAAUGAGCUCCCGCCGCUCCUGCAGUCACUCUCCGUCGGCGCGUUUGCCUGAUGCGCAGCGCCUCCCCAACUGGUCCCUCACUUUGACAAAUUCCUGGACGUGAGCGGGUCUGCUGAAUGGCUUCUUGCUCGUAAAGAUGAUCCCUUGAAUAUUUUGGAAGUUGAACAGCUCUGCCGCACUGUUUCCCCCCCCACCGGCAGACGACCAGAUUGAAAGAACACAAUGGGACUUUGGUCAUUUUGGAGUUUUGCUUUUUUGGCUUGCGUGUUGCUCUACGCCUUUCACCCCAAGUUUGUGGCUCAAGCGGAAAUAACUUUUCCCAGAACAAUGGACAGAUUCUAUCGCCUGGAGGUAACGCCGCCGGAGGCACGUGUAUCUAGAAAAUCUGCGGAGAUUCAAGUGUCUGUCAAAGUCGACAACAGCACGAAAGUUUUAAAGCCUUUUCAAAGCGAAGCGGACGAUGCGCUGAAGCCAAACAAUGCCCAGCAAGAAGGGAAUGGAGCGCACAGUGGGAUGGAAGCACCGAUCGGUAUCAAACCAAACUAUCACAACGGUCACAGAAUAUCUGGUAAAAAGUAUGGCAACAUUUCCGAGGACAUCCAGGCGCGACCGAGCGCGAGUAUAAUGUUAGAAAGCGCAAAUUAUGUGAGAAGAAAGAAGGCAAAAAGGAGUGUAGGUGCAUCAUACAGCGAAAACGUGGAUAGGAGUAUAAGUGGAGAAGCGCAGUCAAAAGAGAGGUUUGUGGAGACUGUCCAAGGUGUUUCCAGCGCCAGAGCUGAGUACCGACGCGCUGGGGAGGAAGCCAGAGGGUCAAACCCGAGGCAAAGUGAGCCUCACCUGGACACUUCUACUUUUGCUUUGUCGGGAGACUCGGCACACAACCAGGCGAUGGUGCACUGGUCCGGGCACAACAGCAGCGUGAUCCUGAUCCUGACUAAGCUGAAUGACUUCAACCUGGGGGCUGUUACUGAGAGCUCACUGUGGAGAUCCACGGAUUAUGGCAGCACCUACACCAAACUCAAUGACAAAGUGGGUUCAAGGACGGUUUUGAUGUACCUGUAUGUCUGCCCAACCAACAAACGGAAGAUAAUGAUGCUUAGCGACCCAGAGGUAGAGAGCGCUGUUCUCAUCAGUUCAGAUGAAGGGGCAAGCUUUGACAAGCAUCCCAUUAACUUCAACAUCCUGAGCCUGCUCUUCCACCCCGCACAGGAGGACUGGAUACUGGCUUACAGUCAUGACAGCAAGCUGUACAGUUCAAUGGACUUCGGGAGGAAAUGGCAGCUUGUUCACGACAACGUGAUGCCAGGCAGAUUCUACUGGGCGGUAAUGGGGCUGGACAGAGAAUCAGAUGUGGUCCACAUCGAGACGCGCAUCGCAAAAGGCCGUGCUCAGUAUGUGAAAUGCAGAGCUCCACGGUGCACAGAAGGCAACAGACAGUACCUGUUCCCCGGACACGUCGACACCAACUCACUAGUUGUGCAGGAUGAAUAUGUUUUCACGCAGGUAACCAAGUCAGGACGAGCCAGCUACUUUGUCUCCUACAUGAGAGAAUCCUUCAAGCGGAUGAAACUGCCUAAAUACUGUCUGCCAAAGGACAUGCAUAUUAUCAGCACAGAUGAGAAGCAGGUAUUUGCUGCCGUCCAGGAGUGGAAUCAGAACAACACUUACAGCCUCUAUAUCUCAGACUCCCCCGGGGUCUACUUUAUCCUUUCAUUAGAGAAUCUGAGAACCAACAGGGGACCCGCUGGUAACCUCCUGGUCGACUUCUAUAAGGUCGAGGGGAUAAAUGGCAUGUAUCUCGCCAACAAACUGGUGGAUUAUCACAUCAAGACUUUCAUCACAUACAACAAGGGACAAACAUGGGCCCUCCUGCCAGCUCCCAGCACUGAUGUGGCUGGAAAUAACCUUGACUGCAUUCUGCCAUUUUGCUCGCUGCAUCUUCAUCUGGAGAUGUCAGAGAAUCCCUACACAUCUGGACCCAUCACCAGCAAGAAGUCUGUGCCGGGAAUCAUUGUGGCUACAGGCAAUAUCGGAACAGAGCUGUCCUCUACCAACCUUGGGAUGUUUAUAACAUCAGAUGCAGGAAAUAGCUGGAGACAGAUUUUUGAUGAAGAGCACAACAUUUGGUUCCUUGACAACGGAGGAGCUUUGCUGGCAGUUUUACAUGCAGCGACGCCGAUUCGACACUUGUGGAUCAGUCUAGAUGAAGGGAAGAAAUGGGACCGUCACAGUUUCUCCUUGGCACCUCUGUAUGUGGAUGGAGUUUUAAUGGAGCCAGAAUCUGACAACCACAUUAUCACUUUCUUUGGACACUUCAGCCAUCGGUCAGAGUGGCAGCUGAUCAAGAUUGACUACAAGGGCCUCUUUAACAGAAGAUGCAUGGAUGGAGAUUAUCAGACGUGGUACCUGCACAACAAGGGAGAGCUGUGUGUGAUGGGCGAGAAGCAGAUCUAUAUGAAGCGCAGGCCGGGCAACCGUUGCAUGCUGGCCCAGGACUAUUCAAGGAUCUAUUCCUCAGAGCCAUGCCUCUGCACAGCCUAUGAUUUUGAAUGUGACUAUGGCUGGGAGCGCCAGGCGGAUGGGAAGUGCUCCCCGGCUUUUUGGUUUAAUCCAAAUGGUGCGGCUAAAAGCUGCAGCUCCAGCCAAAGCUUCCUUAACAGCACAGGGUAUCGUAAAGUCUUGUCCAAUAACUGUAAGGAGGCAGGAAGGAACGUAUACUCGCCCAGGAGGGAGCCAUGUCGUCCCAGAGCACCCCGAGGCCUCCGUCUGUCCACCAGUCAGGGAGAGCUCAGUGCUGCUGUUGGAAGCAACGUUACUUUCACGGUCUACCUUGAUGAUGGAGACUCGCUGAGAACCAGCAUCCAGCUCGACUUCGGGGACGGCAUCAAGAUCACAUACUCUAACCUGAGCAGGACUGAUGAUGGCAUCAAGCACAUCUACAGAACGACUGGGAUUUACCGAGUGACAGCUUCUGCAGAAAACAGCCAGGGAUCUGACAGCAGCACACUGUUUUUACACAUCACCAGUCCAGUGGAGCGUGUAUAUCUCUCCGCUCCUAUUGUAGCCAUCAGGGGGAAGGAGGCUAAUCUGACUGCGGUGGUUUGGCCGAGCCACCCCAGAACAUUGACCUUCUUCUGGUGGUUUGACAACAGCUCCGAGCCCAUUAUAACCUUGGAAGGAAGCAUCUCAUACACGUUUCAGAAAGAGGGAAAAAACAAGGUCACAGUCCAGGUUGCUUCUGGGAGCACCGUAAUGCAGGAUUCAAAAGUUAUAACUGUUAAAGAGUUCUUCAGGUCGCUGCUGUUGUCGUUUUCGCCAGCGCUUGACGAGCACAAUCCUGACAUCCCCGAAUGGAGGGAGGACAUAGGCCGUGUGGUGCGGACAGCUCUGUCACAGGUGUCUGGGGUUCCUGUAGAUCAGCUGCUGGUGUCUUUGUACCCAGGACUUCCAACUACAGCAGAGCUCUUUAUCCUGCCUGAUGAGCAUACAUCAAGUGAGCAUAACAGAAGGAGUGAGGAGGCUCUAGAGAGGAUCUCAGAUAUUUUUGUCACUGCCCUGAACCAAGGCCUGGUCCAGUUUGAACUGAAAACUGAUAUCCGCAUUAUUGUGUACAUGACUCAGCAAACCUUGGCACCACUUGUGGAUUCAAACUCCAUCCAUAGUGGGUCGGCCAUGCUGAUGCUGCUCAGUGUGGUGUUUGUCGGUGUAGCUGCAUUCUUCAUCUACAAGUUCAAAAGGAAAAUCCCCUGGAUCCAUGUUCAGACUGAGGACAGCCACGAGAAGGAGCCAGAGGUGAUAAGUACAGUCGGUCAGAACGACUCCAUGUCCAAGGUCAAGCUCAGCGAGUUUCCCUCUCAGAAAGAACUCAUGGAAAAGGAGCUGGAGGCCAGAACUAGAGGAGGAAUGGGAAGAAAUAUGGAGAGAAUUGUUACAAGGGAAUUUCCAAACUGUACAAAUGUCUAAGUCAAUAGCUCUGAUACUGAGUAAGUACCGAUUGUUGUGUUUCAAUUGUGCUGCAAUAGUUUGCUUUGUUGGCAUUUUUCUUUUUUUUUUCCUUUUGUUUCACCAGUUAUUUCACGCUGAUAGCUGCUAUCGUUCAGUCAUGUUUUUACUUCACAUGGAUAGAAUAAGUAUCUAGUUUACAAUACUUGAUAGAGAUCAAUCCACUGAGCCAGACUCCAGGGUCUCUAGUUUGAGGGCGGUGAACUGCUGAAAUUAGCUGAUAAAUGCAUCAAACAGCACAAAAUGUCCAAGUGGCAUCGAUUCUCUCACGCUUUUUACGGCUACUAUGACUCUGACAGUGCUAAUAGUGGUAUUUUAUUGAUUAUUCAGAUGAUAUAGUGCAUUUUCUUAGUGCUCUUCACUUCCUUUGACACAUCUGUAUGAUUCUUUAUUAAAAUAAUAUCCUAAUAUCCAAAGUCCUGCUAUCGAAAGCUGUCAGAAAAAAAAAUAUUUCUAUAAUGUAAAGUAGAAAAAUACUUACUAGUUAGGAGAAAAGAAAGAAUUUAUAGGCUUUAUUGUGUUGUUAAAUUCAACACGGACCUAUGAUGAGUUGUUAUUAGGAUAUCUGCCCCUUGAGGAAUAUUAUAGUAAUAUCAUCCAGGCCUUGAUGUUAUAAAUUUACUGCAAUAGAAACAUUGUUUUCUACUUGUUCAUAAUGGUUUCCUGCUACCUUAUUAUUUGCCUCUAGUAUACAAAAUGAUCCAGGCUAUAAAACCUGCCAAGUGCAACCUUUUCAUUUUGCUAUAAUUUUCUAUCUGUUCUUUACAUCCUGAAUGGAUAUUACAACCCAAAACAACAACAGUCAUGAAAUUGCUCUCCCUCCAAAAGGCAGAAAUAUAAUAAAUAGGUUAUUUGGCAUUUUAUUAUCAGAGACUUUUUUUUUUUUAAAUUAACCGCUUCAACUUCACGCUCUGGAUAAACCGCCCUAAAGCUAGAGGUCUUGGUGUUGUAAAUAUAAUGCAUAUGUAUACAAAUGUCUAAGUCUGACUGUUGUGAAGACAGAAAUGUGUAGUUGGUUUUUGCUCUGUACGACAACACGGUGCUUUCAAAGACUGUUUCUCAGCUGAUGGCACACAACAUGAAAGUCUGGCCUUAGAAGUGGAAAUUUUGAUGACUUGUACAUAAAAUAGGAAGGAAUUCAAAUCUAAAACACUAGCUUCAUCCUACAUUAUUGUAAAGUCAGCUGACUGAGCAGUCGUGUGUUUCCAUGACAUCAGGUUCCACAACAAGCUGUAUGUCCUCUUUUUUUAUUUAUUUUUUUACAGUAGCAUGCCCUAAUUAUCUGUGAUUAAAAAAAAACUAUAGAAGACAAUUCUGGGUUAAGCGAAUACUGUGUAUAUAUCAUGGUGAUUUCAAAGUUUACUUGACACAUUAAACAUAUUAUUAAACACCUUGUCCAAUAGUCUAGUGGUGCAAUUGCCCCAAAAGUUGUGCAUGAUAUAAUCUAUGAUAUUGUUCCUUUUUGUCGAUUAUAUAAAAACCGUCUUGUUUUCGAUCACAUUUCUUACUGUGAACAAAUUGCCAUUUUGAAAUUGUUCAAAAUAAAUGUAUUUUUAUAUGGAAA